CCUUUUGCUUAAUUUGCUCCAAGUUUUGAUCUUUUUUUGAUGGGGUGGUAACCUAAAUGUUAUGUGCUUAUGUGUGGAUGCAAUGAUUUCUUUUAGGGGAAUGAUGGUGCCCAUAACAGAAAUUUAUUUGUUUCUUUUGCAUUAAAGUGAGUGACUUGAAUGGACUCCAACGAAAUGGGAAGGGUGGUUGUUAUGUAUUUAUGCUGAAUUGUUAUUUGUACACUCUUUGUUGUUGUUGCAUGAAAUAGGUUGUACCCGGAAUCCUUCUUGGUUUUUGUAGAAGUUAAGGUUCAAGAGAUUAAUAUGUUACUGAAAGAUGAAAGUUAGAGCUGUUAGUUUGAUGCUUUAGUUGUUACGGCAUACAAGUAGAAGCAAAAGUAGCAAAAAUGUUCUUGUUUAUGUCACCAUAUUUUUUUGUAUAAAAGAGAUUCAUGUGAAGUUCAAGAAGUAGCCCUCAAAUAAUACUUUAGGGGUAUUUUAUUAGUUAAGGAGCAACCAAAUGAACUUUCUAUCUCAAUAGACUAAUUGAGUAGAAAUCCCAAGAAAGUUUGAAGUCGAAAAGAUUAUUUACUUAAAAAACGAUUCCUUUGGGGUUUUGAACGAAACUAAAAUGAGUGAAACUUGUGUUAAUCCUUGUAUAGUAAGUUUUAAGUGUUUAUUAUCAUGGAAUUAGUUUUGUUAGUGAAAGUUGUGGAAGGUGUACCUCAAGUCAGAAGGUUCAUAUUUUGUUUGUAGUCAUUGGAUUAUCCUUUUAACUGAUGAAAGGAGACAGAGAAGGGUUCUGGUCAAAGAAAGUGCCGAGUGUAGGGGAGGAAGAAGAGAGGAUGGGAAGAUCAAGGGCAUGCUAUUUUGUUAAUUCCUUAGCCCUGGCAAUUUCCACUCAGAAUGUUGCUUACAAGGAAACUGAAUUUGGAAUGAUCUGUUGCUGAAUUCUGCAGUAGAAGCCCUUCUUUUAUACUGGUAAAUAAAGGGAAACAGGAAAGAAAAAAAGGGUAGGAACACCAGAAGUCUGGAACAAAAACUAAGUUACGAACUAGAGAGAGGGAACCUGUGGCUUGCAGCAGCGGCUUCGCCAGAAUGCAGAGAGAACGACAGAGAGGGAAGACGGAGAAGGAGGAACUGGUGCCGGACGGUGCUGCCUGGCAUGCUGCUGGUGGUUCUUCUGGCAGCAGCGCAGCAGAGACGGAGAGAUAGAAGAGAGUUUUUGGACCGUCAGAGAGGAAGAGGCAGUUUUAUGAAGAAAGGAGACUGAGAAAGUCAUGCUAAUGGAAGUAGGAGCAGGCGACCCUUAUGCAACUAAUCCGGGUCCAAUUGAUGGUUCAGUUCUUUAUGAUCAAGACAAGCAUGUUUCCACAGCAGUAUGGGAUGGACAGGAGCGUGGGGCUCUCAGAUGUCAUGAACACACUUCGAAACUUGAUCAGUGGACACUUACCCCAAAACAGAUCGAGUUGGUAGAGAGGGCUGGAUUUGGAUACUUGAGGUCAAUCCCAGCUAUUAGCCUGGACAAUCCACUUAUCUCUGCUCUAGUCGAAAGGUGGAGAAGAGAAACAAAUACUUUUCACUUGAAUGUUGGAGAAAUGACGGUAACCCUUAAAGAUGUUGCACUCUUGCUUGGUCUAGCAAUUGAUGGAGAUGCUGUAAUAGGUCUUACAUAUACUGCAUGCAAUUCGGUUUGUGAGAAGUAUCUUGGCAAGGUGCCAGAAUCUGGCUACACAAGUGGUGGAAUGGUGAAGCUGAGUUGGUUGAAAGAGUUCUUCUCUCGCUGCUCUGAAGACGCUCCCAUCGAAGUAAUAGAGCAACAUACUCGUGCUUAUCUUCUAUAUCUUGUAGGUAGCACUAUAUUCUCCACCACUACGGGAAAUAAAGUCCCCGUGAUGUACUUGCCAUUGUUUGAGAAUUUUGAUAGAUGUGGACAGUAUGCCUGGGGUGCCGCAGCGUUAGGAUUCUUGUAUAGAGCACUGGGUAAUGCAUCGCUGAAAACUCAAAGCACCAUUAGUGGCUGUUUAACACUACUGCAGUGUUGGAGUUACUUUCAUCUAAACAUCGGGCGCCCAAAGCUUAAUCUUGAUAUGAUGCAUGAUCGAUUUCCAUUUGUGCUUAGAUGGAAAGGCAAACAAAGUGGUCCGACUGCAAAUCGUGAUGUUGUUUUUUAUCGCAAAGCUUUGGAUUCGCUAAAAUCAUGUGAUGUAGAGUGGCUACCCUACAGAAACAUGGACAGCAUGGUAAUUCCUGAACAUAUCAAAAGAACUUUGUUUCUUGGGAGAUCGAAGACAAUGUUGAUAUGCUUCGACAAGGCAGAAAGACAUCUUCCAAACCGGUGCUUACGGCAGUAUGGCAUGCUUCAAUCAAUCCCAGAGGAUGUAGAGCGAUGGGAGAGGAAGAGUAGAGGAGUGGAUGGCGGGGUUGAUUUAUCUGGUAAAAUGGAAUCAGAGCUUAAUGAAUGGAUGGAUCGCCGUGUGCAUAUUGUUGACAGCGAUGAAGGUAUUGAUGAAAGUGAGUACAUGGAAUGGUAUUUGAGAAUCACUCGAAAGUUCAUCGGGAGGCCUAUUUCUCUCUCGUCCGAGUUCCAGAGAACGAAAAUAAACAAAUCUAUGCAGAAUGCUGGUCUGAGGGACAUUGCACACAUUGCGGAUACCUUCUCGACGAAAGGGUUGGAUCCACAACAAAUAGAAUCGAUAUCACGGAUUAGAUAUAUCGCCCAUGAAUGUUUGAGAGACCAAAUUGGCGGUCCGGUCAUGGUCUCAACCUCCCCCCAAGUUGAACUUGGAAAAAGGGUAAGAGGAAAGGAGAGGGUUAGAAGAAAAGGCGCGGGUAAACGAUUACGGAAGGAUGGUGCAGUUCAAUAUACUAGUGCAGUUAGUGAAGAUGAACAACCUCAGUUUUAUGGUACUGCUAUUCCGGUUGAUCAAUUACAUCUUACAAGGAUUGAUAGAGAGUUGGAUCAUGCACAAUUAUGUUCUGUAGAGAAUGCAGUUAGUGCUGUCCAGUUGAUUCACGCCGAAGGUGACAGUGAGAAUCUGCAGCUCUGUGAUGCACACAUUGGUGUCAACCAAUCAGAGCUGCACUAUGCAGCCGUUGCUGAUAAUCACAACAAGCCGGACGAUCGUGCUGCCGACGCUAACCAUCAAGAUCUAAAGGAUGGAGUUGGUGAGGACAUAAAGGAAGAGUUUAACCAUAUGACUGGUGAAGAGAAUAUCGAUGAACUAACUGUGGCGAACACGGUUCAUGAUGUACAACAACCCUAUCCUAUGGUGAAUGAUAGUUCACAGGUUUGCGACGAUGCCAUGCACGCGAUUAACAACAACCUUGCAGAGACAGCUGCAGAUGUCAGUCAGUCGCGUCUCGGCAACUCGGCUGGGGAGGUCAACCCGCAUCAGAGCAACGCAGACGACGAUUUUGUUAAUUCGCAACUUUCCCAUAUUAGCAAUGAGAGUGAACAACAGCCAUCUGCUAAAGCAGGAAUAGAAGUGUCUCAACAACAUUCUUCCAUUGAAACCCAUGAGGAUAUUUCACAGAAAGGUGAUUGUAGUGUUGCUGUAUAGGGUGAAAGAGCAUACACUAUUGUAGUUUUUUGUAGAGAAGCAAAAUUUUAGGCAGAAGAAAACCUAAUUUAAAAGAUGUGGUGGUGCCAUGUAUAAUUAUUUAUAUUAAUUUAUCAUCUUAUUUUUUUUA
Molecule: messenger RNA, 3672 nt
Organism: Arachis ipaensis
Lineage: Eukaryota; Viridiplantae; Streptophyta; Magnoliopsida; Fabales; Fabaceae
Source: RefSeq, a predicted model, not a curated record